This is a messenger RNA of Lepisosteus oculatus (spotted gar), 4049 nucleotides long. It is a transcript of the gene igf2b, whose product is annotated as insulin-like growth factor 2b. The record is from RefSeq and is a predicted model, not a curated record. Gene Ontology annotation, cellular component: extracellular region. Gene Ontology annotation, molecular function: growth factor activity; protein serine/threonine kinase activator activity; insulin-like growth factor receptor binding. Gene Ontology annotation, biological process: positive regulation of insulin receptor signaling pathway; regulation of muscle cell differentiation; positive regulation of MAPK cascade. NCBI's taxonomy places the organism in Eukaryota, Metazoa, Chordata, Actinopteri, Semionotiformes, Lepisosteidae.
AAUAGUUAACACUCAGAAGUUUAGUCUGUCUCCUAAGCUGUGGGGCAGCUUCACACAACAUCUCUACAUUAGCAACUGGGAACAUAACCUACUUCACUACCAAAUAACUACAUACAUAUCAAACAACUUCAGAAAUGGAGGAUCAGCAGAAAUACAGCUACCAGGCUUUCUGCCAUACCUGCUUAGGAACUGAAAACAGAAGAAUGAAGAUGCGAAAGAUGUCCACAUCAAGACAAAUGUUGGUGUUCACGAUCGCCCUGACUUUUUACAUUAUGGAUGUGGCUAAACCAUUCAGUUACGCUGAAACGCUCUGCGGUGGAGAGCUGGUAGAUGCGCUACAAUUCGUGUGUGAAGACAGAGGGUUUUACUUCAGCAGGCCAACAAGCAGAUCAAACAGUCGAAGAGCACAGAAAGGAAUAGUUGAAGAAUGUUGUUUCCGAAGCUGUGAUUUGAACCUUCUGGAAAUGUACUGCGCUAAACCUGCCAAGUCAGAACGAGACGUCUCUUCUACAUCACUUCAGGGGAUACCUGCAUUACCAGCACUAAAGGAAGCCCCAAGGAAGCCACUGACGGUCAAGUAUUCCAAAUACGACGUGUGGCAGAGAAAGGCAGCGCAGAGACUGCGGAGAGGCAUCCCCGCCAUUCUGAGGGCAAGGAAAUUUAGACAUCAGGCUGAGAAGGUCAAGGCCCAGGAGCAGCUCCUCUUUCACAAGCCUCUGAUCACCCUUCCCAGCAAACUGCCCCCUGCAGUUCAGUCUUCCACAGAGAAAUCUGUCAGCCACAAAUGAGUCUGGGAUUCUUUGCACAAACGAGAUAAAAAGACUAGGGGAUUAUAGCUUUGUUUUUGACGUCCUGUGGCAGCCUUCUUGAGCCUUGGUCCACCCCACCUCCCUUCACACGCUGCGCACACACACACACGUACACGCAACAUGAAAAGCAAGUUAACAAUUAAACUGAAGGCAAUUCAGGUGGAUCUGAAAUAGAAAAAGGCAAAGAAGAUGAAAGCAGUUCACUGCUUGGCAAGUGCAAAGAGGAAGUGCAGAAGAAUGGUUGUUCAGGGAAGGGGGGGGGAGGGGGGUUAAACUUCAGAACAGCCAACAUAAAAGACUUCAUUCCAUGCAAAUUUACUGAGAUACAAACAUCUCUUCUUAUUAGUUUUUUUAAACUAGUUUGCACCUGUAACUAAUGGGAUUUCCACACCGUAAGGAGUUUAUAUUGUUUAAAUUAGAUUCCUGAUCCAGCACCUUCUAAUCACAAAACAAAAGGCAGAAAAAACUUCUGCAAUUGCACAUCGCCACGGAUUACGUCAAAUCUUUUUUUAUAUUAAAGGAAAAAAAGGCACUAUUUUUUUAUGAACAAUAAACGUGUAGCUAUCAAACAAUGUCAUGGUGCUAGCUUUGGGGAUGGACUCAAAGAAGAGGAAGAUGAAAAUGCACGUUUUUUUUGACAAUGCAGAACUUGAAGAAAACUUUCCGUUUUAGGGAAAGUGUGACUUGAAAAAAAAAGAAGAGCUUGGUUCUGGCAGUGCUAAACUGGGAUGUCACAGUGUGCAGAUGUGGCAGUACACUACGAUUCAGCGGCUCGUUACAAGUCAGAAGAUGCCUUUUGCAGCGUACCACAAUAUUGCCCAGAAGACCACUGAUGUGGGAGGAAACUGGGGGAUAAAGGCAUUGCCUGGAGGAAAUUCAUGCUUCCAGACAGACUUUGAAAACAACACUGUCCUGUUUCUUUACAACCUGAAAGAAAUAAAAACUGUGGGAUCAUUUUAGCACGUUGCUUUGCUUAGAGAUGUUUUCUUGGACUGUCAAAUUCUGGUACCGUGACAUUCCUGUUCCAAGAUAGAUUAUUCUCUUUUUUAUGAUUUUUUUAUUUUUAUUAUUAUAUUUUUUUUUAAUUUUUAAAAGGCACAAAUUUCAAGUCAAAGGGAAAAAAAGCAAUAAUGUCAACUAACAUUUUUUAUUGUGUAUCAGUAGUAUUCACAUGCUUUUGCUUGAAAACAAAUACUUGAAUAUGUAUAAUUAGUUACCAGGGACAUCAUGUUAUUUUCUCUUAGUAUGAGCUGUAUCUUGCAUAAUGAGCCGCCAAGCUUCUUUUUUUGUUUAAUACAAAUAAUGGCACUGUAUAAAGGCAUUAUUUAUUUUGUUAUAAAAUAUAUAUGAAAAUUGGUCCAAAUAAUAUACUUAGCACUGAUGCGCAACUGACUUUUAUUUUGUGUUUUUCAUUCUUCUGGUAUUACUUGUAAUGCUUUUCUAGAUGCUUUGUACCAAAAAGAAACAUUUUUUUGCCUCUGAAAUGUCAAAUGGAUAUUUUAAAAAGCUGCAGUAGCCUUGAUUGCACAGGCAUGUUAUGUCACAGAAGUGGGCACAUAUUCUUAUUAUUCACUUUCCUUAGCUUAUGUUUUCAGCAAACCGAGAGAAUCUGGACAAAUAAAUAGAAGUAUACUAUUCUCAGUAAUAUAUGAAGUUUUAAAUGUUUGCAUUGAUUGUACUCUACCCACUAUCUUGUAAGCCACUUUAGUAUUUAUUUCUGCAGAAUAUUAUAUACAUGUAUAUAAUAUUUUGAUAUUUUAAUUUUUUUAAUGUGAGUGUUUAAGAGUGUAAGUAGAAGUGUAUUUCUUUAUGCUUGGAUACAUGUGUAUGUAGAUAGAUUAGAUACAAAUAUAUCUGUUAUCAUUCGAGAAGUAUCUUGCCUUCUAAUGGAGUCCAAGAUAGGGCUGGGGGCAUAGAAAAUAUUUUUUCUCCUUCAAACCCUAACUUAUUACUACUUUUGCUACUAACUUUCUGUGAGCAGAUCAUCAAGCAGUCUGUGAUGAGAAAGCUGUAUCGCAAACAAGAGCGUAUGUUCUCAAGUGAGAAUUAUACCUCCUGAGUAUGAAAGCCUGGGGUAUUUGUCAUUUUUUAUUUACAUUAGAUAAAAGAUUUUAAAUGCCAAAGCUCCAGGCAUGAUCUAGCUAGGUAGUGAAUUAUUUUUCUUCUAUUGCAAAUGCCAUCUUUGGCAAAGAGUUACAAUACCAUCUUUGUAGAAGGGUUAUCACGUUUAGCAAGUACGAACUCAGGAAAAAAGAUGGUAAAGGGAGAGUAUCCACCACUAUCCUCAGCUACUCUGAAUACAUUUUAAAAGAGUGAUGUUUGGGGUGUCGAUGCAAUUUUAAGUCAGACUUGCCAUUUCAGCUAACAUGUUUUCAAAAAUGGAAAAUGUAUAUGUUUUUGAGACUGUAAGACCAUAUGUCUGUAAGACUAAGACUAUAUGCACUAUCAUUACAGUGCAUCCCUUUUUACAGUACAAGGUAUUAGGAAUUCACUUAAAUUAACAGAAACACUUUCUCAUUACAGAUAUGCAAGAGCUUCCUCAUUUAAAUAAGAUGCAUUUUUAAAACAGACCUGCUCAGGGAUUCUAUGAUAUUUAAGGUGAAAGUAGCCAUGCAUUAUCCUGUGCAGCUUACCCUCACACUCAGUUAGGGCUACAUUCUGAAUAUUCACUUCACUUCCUGUACAAAUACGAAUGUGUGCUAGCGAUGUGACUCACUUUUACUAAGAGGUUACUGCAGCCAAUGCGUCUGCCUAUCAGCCUUCCACUGUAGAAAACGUUCAGAAUUUAUCAGUUGAACAAGGAUCCAAAUCCACACUGAAAAACUAUGGAGUUGGUUGCCUGUUCAAUUGCUAUGUUCACGUUUCCUGCUCACAGAUCUGGCUCUUUUUUCAGUUGUGUCAGGAUCCAGUGCAAUUAUUAUUUUCUCCAUAUUAUACCUUUUUCCAGUGAUUUCAUAUACGGCCUAUGAAAGUGAUGGACUUUUCUCCUUGUAAGGACUGCAAUUAUUCUCAACCUGGCUAUUUGUAAAAAUUGGUUUCAAAUAUCACUUCUGGACACUUAAUGAAGGGAUCUCUAUUUGUGAUUGCUUUCCAAGACAAGUAUUCUUAUACAAUGUCAGUGACCCACUCUGCCUGUGUGUUCUUCAUUGAUUUUAACCUCCACACGCUAGACCUUCAACAUGCACAAUUCAUGUACCUUCAUUUUAAAUAUCAAUAAAAAAUGUUAACAGUUUAUCAUAA